Messenger RNA from Canariomyces notabilis, 1845 nucleotides. RefSeq names its product leukotriene A-4 hydrol. Gene Ontology annotation, cellular component: cytosol. The transcript is spliced from 5 exons. Gene Ontology annotation, biological process: proteolysis. Bases 1 to 1845 code for a protein of 614 amino acids. Gene Ontology annotation, molecular function: zinc ion binding; metallopeptidase activity; epoxide hydrolase activity. Lineage: Eukaryota; Fungi; Ascomycota; Sordariomycetes; Sordariales; Chaetomiaceae. The record is from RefSeq and is a predicted model, not a curated record.
AUGGCGCCUGUCCGGGACCCGAAUACACUGUCCAACUACGCCGAAUGGCGCACCAAGCACACCACGGCCAACCUCAAGGUUGACUUCAAGCAGAAGUGUCUGCGCGGGUCUGUGGUUCUCGAGCUCGAGUCGCAGACGGACAGGACCAGCAAGGAAAUCAUCCUCGAUUCCAGCUACCUGUCUCUGUCCUCCAUCAGACUCAAUUCGGUCGUGCCAGAAUGGGAGGUAAAGGAACGCGUCGGGCCCAACGGCUCUCCGGUCCAUAUCUCUGUGCCCAAUGGCGCUGCCAAAGGGGAAAUGGUCAAGUUGGAGAUUGAGCUGGCCACCACCGAGAAGUGCACCGCGCUCCAAUGGCUCACCCCGGCUCAAACUAGCAACAAGAAAGCCCCUUUUAUGUUCAGCCAGUGCCAGGCCAUCCACGCGCGCUCUAUAUUUCCUUGCCAGGACACGCCAGAUGUCAAAAGCACGUAUGACUUUGUCAUAACCAGCCCUCAUGUUGUCAUUGCCAGCGGCGUGCCGUUGCCGGCUUCUACAGAGGACGCAGGAGAAGACAAGAUCUACAAGUUCCAGCAAAAAGUCCCAAUCCCUUCAUACCUAUUCGCGCUGGCGUCCGGUGACAUAGCCACAGCCCCUAUUGGCAAGCGUUCUUGUGUCGCGACGGGCCCGAUGGAGCUGGAGGCGUCACAAUGGGAACUCAAGGAUGACAUGGACAAGUUUUUGGACGCCGCUGAGAAGAUUGUAUUCCCCUACAGAUGGGGAGAGUACAACGUGCUUGUGCUCCCGCCAAGCUUCCCGUAUGGAGGCAUGGAGAACCCCAUCUUUACUUUUGCGACACCCACCAUCAUCAGCGGCGACAAGCAGAACAUCGAUGUCAUAGCUCAUGAGCUUGCCCAUAGCUGGAGCGGUAACCUGGUAACGAGUUGCAGCUGGGAACACUUCUGGUUGAACGAGGGGUGGACAAUGUACCUGGAACGACGUAUCCUGGCCUCUAUUCACGGAAAUGAUGCUUACUUUGACUUUUCCGCCAUCAUAGGCUGGAACCACCUUGAGGAAGCAAUUGAGGAAUAUGGCGAGAACCACGAGUUCACAAAGUUGUGCAUUAGCCACAAAGGCAUCGAUCCAGACGACGCAUUCAGCACUGUACCCUACGAGAAAGGCUUCCACUUCAUCUACUACCUCGAUCGCCUCGUCGGCAGGGAGAACUUUGACAAGUUUAUCCCCCACUACUUCGGCAAGUGGGCAAACAAGUCGCUCGAUUCUUACGAGUUCAAGGACACGUUCCUCGAGUUCUUUAGCGCCCCUGAAUAUGCAGGGCUGAAGGAUAAAAUCUCGGAGAUUGACUGGGAGGGUCGUUUCUUCAACACCGGUCUACCGCCGAAGCCCGAGUUUAACACGUCGCUUGUCGAUACGUGCUACGAGCUAGCGGAGAAGUGGAAGCAAAAGGACUUCUCACCCAACCCGUCAGACAUAUCUUCGUGGACUGGCAACCAGGUACUCGUAUUUCUGAAUACCGUUCGGGAUUCUGAAAAGCCCCUGACGGCGGAGCAAUCGCAACUUCUUGGAAAGGUAUACGGUCUUUUGGGCUCUAAGAACGCCGAACUCAAGACGGCAUACUUCCAAAUCGCAAUGGCUGCCAAAGAUAGCAGCGCCUACCCGGCUGUGGCAGAGUUACUCGGGCAGGUCGGGCGCAUGAAAUUUGUCCGCCCCCUAUUCCGUAGCUUGAACAAGGUUGAUCACGAACUCGCCGUUAAGACGUUUGAGGCGAACCGCGAGUUCUACCACCCUAUCUGCCGUCAGUUGGUCGAAAAGGACUUGGGCCUCGCUGCGGCGGGACCAUCGUCCUGA